Molecule: messenger RNA, 804 nt
Organism: Dryobates pubescens (Downy woodpecker)
Lineage: Eukaryota; Metazoa; Chordata; Aves; Piciformes; Picidae
Product: myosin-7-like
Exons: 6
Coding region: 1-804 (267 amino acids)
Biological process (GO): actomyosin structure organization; peptidyl-threonine phosphorylation
Cellular component (GO): cytoskeleton; cytoplasm; myosin complex
Molecular function (GO): protein serine/threonine kinase activity
Source: RefSeq, a predicted model, not a curated record
AUGGUCCUCACCUCCCUGCAAGGAGAGGUCAUCUCCACCCCUCUGGACCUCAGCCCCCUGCAAGGAGAGGUCAUCUUCACCCCUCUGGACCUCUCCACCUCCCUGGACCUCAGUCCCCUGCAUGGAGAGGUCAUCUCCAUCCCCUCAGAGAACACCAGCCUCAUCAACCAGAAGAAGAAGAUGGAGGCUGACAUCUCCCAGCUGCAGACAGAGGUGGAGGAGGCUGUCCAGGAGUGCAGGAACGCCGAGGAGAAGGCCAAGAAGGCCAUCACCGACGCGGCGAUGAUGGCAGAGGAGCUGAAGAAGGAGCAGGACACCAGCGCCCACCUGGAGAGGAUGAGGAAGAACAUGGAGCAGACCAUCAAGGACCUGCAGCUGCGGCUGGACGAGGCGGAGCAGCUGGCCCUCAAGGGGGGCAAGAAGCAGCUGCAGAAGCUGGAGGGCAGGGUGAGGGAGCUGGAGGCCGAGCUGGAGGCCGAGCAGAAGCGCAACGCCGAGAGCGUCAAGGGGCUGCGCAAGGCCGAGCGCAGGGUCAAGGAGCUCAGCUACCAGACGGAGGAGGACAAAAAGAACCUCCUGAGGCUGCAGGAGUUGGUGGACAAGCUGCAGAUGAAAGUCAAAGCCUACAAGCGGCAGGCGGAGGAGGCAGAGGAGCAGGCCAACACCAACCUGGCCAAGUUCCGGAAGGCUCAGCACGAGCUGGAUGAGGCCGAGGAGAGAGCUGACAUCGCCGAGUCCCAGGUCAACAAACUGCGAGCCAGGAGCAGAGACAUCGGCGCCAAGAAGCUUCACGAUGAAGAAUGA